Messenger RNA from Sesamum indicum (sesame), 1008 nucleotides. RefSeq names its product large ribosomal subunit protein uL2my, C-terminal part. Gene Ontology annotation, cellular component: mitochondrial large ribosomal subunit; ribosome. NCBI's taxonomy places the organism in Eukaryota, Viridiplantae, Streptophyta, Magnoliopsida, Lamiales, Pedaliaceae. Gene Ontology annotation, molecular function: transferase activity; structural constituent of ribosome; RNA binding. The record is from RefSeq and is a predicted model, not a curated record. Gene Ontology annotation, biological process: mitochondrial translation.
CCUGAAUACUUAUACAAUAUGUAGAUUCCAAUUGAUUCGCUUCUGAUCAGUUCAUAAACCUUCCAUAUUCCAAAACUUUUAAGCCCUGCGAGUUCACAUGAUCAAGAAAAUGGCGCUCUACAGAGCUCGCGCAGCUUCGCCUUCCCUCUUCCGUUCCUUACUUCACACUCCUUCGCGUUUUCUCUCUUCUGGUGGUAUUGAGAAGGUGGAGCCUAAAUCAGUGCCAUCAUGGAAGUCGAUGAUGAGCCAGAUGUUCACGCUGGACAUAAGCUCUCAAAUUGGGAGCUGUAUGCCUCUCUCUAACAUGCGAAUCGGGAUGCAGAUACACAAUAUCGAGAUUCGACCAGGGCAGGGUGGGAAACUGGUCCGCGCCGCAGGGACCUCGGCGAAGAUACUUACUGAGCCGAAUAGGUCAACCAGGUACUGCGAGAUAAAACUGCCAUCUGGGACCAAGAAAUUGAUAGACAAGAAAUGUAGGGCGACAAUUGGGGUGGUAUCAAAUCCAGAGCAUGGAUCAAAGAAGCUGAGAAAGGCUGGGCAAAGCCGAUGGCUGGGACAGAGGCCAGUGGUUAGAGGUGUGGCAACGAACCCAGUUGAUCAUCCCCAUGGUGGCGGGGAAGGAAGGAGUAAGAGUAGUGGGAGUCAUGGCCGAGUCUCACUUACGCCUUGGGGGAAACCUACUAAGUGUGGAUACAAAACGGCCCGUCUUAAAAAAAGGAAUUAUUAGAGUAAUCAUCCGAAGAGAAGGGGUUAUGUACCAUCUUGCCCAAGUAUGUUUUGUUGACUUCUAGUUUAUGUGCUUCCUUUAUUUUAAGAGAAGCAAAUGGAAGAAAAAUAAUAUACUUGUUGCCGAGGCUCUGUAUAUUGCUUUGAAAAUAACUAGUUAUUUAGAUAACUAAUACAGGUAGUUUCUUCAAAAGAAAUUGGCGUUCUAAUUAGGAUUCGAUUUGGUUUGUCUAGGGUAUAAGGAAAUUGCUUAGAGGGUCAAUUAAAAAGGCCACUUGUGGG